GUUUACGAUAUUAGUUAUGUUUAUAAAAUAAGUGAUGUUCUCACGUCUGUUGUCAGUAGGCAAAAUAAGCGUGAAUAAGACACAACAUGAAAACGCCUCUGAUCUUUUUAAUUUGCAUUGUUGCAACAUUUGCAAUAAUCGAAGCUGUUCCUUGGUUCAGGCAUAAUCCAACAAAAAUAUAUGGAAAAACCGAGAGUGAAAACAAUGGCGCAGCUGAUUUUGGAGUCGAUGAGAUCGGAGUAAAUGGCGAUGAUACUGAAAUUAAAAGUGGUGAAGGUUUAACACGUGGGGACCAAAAUGCUGAUGAAAAUCAAGAUGAAGGUGAAGGACUCGAUGACGAAGGUGGUAAUGGAUAUCAAAGUAGACGUGGAUUCCAAGCUGGCCGUGGUAUACAGGGAGGCCGUAGACCUCAAGGUGGUCAUGGAAAUAAAAGCUUUGAAAGCAUCGGCGGCCGGAGGAACCUAGGUGGACGUGGAUAUCCAGGGACCCGAAGGAAUGAAGGACGACGAAACCAAGACAGUGGUGAUGACAGUGAAUACCAUAAAACAUCUGAUGAAGACGACAGCUUUGAAGAUGCCGCGCUGAGAUGGCAAGAAGUAAGACGGCGCUUUUUCGGCUACUACGGCAGACAGAACCAGGUUGGUAAGAGUUACGAGUAUCCAAGAGGCAGCAGAUUCCAAGGUCAAGGAUACCCAAGUUAUAGAGAUGAAGGUCGAAAUGGCAACGAAAAUAAUAACGAAGAAGAAGACCAAGACCAUAAUGGAUACAAAGAACUUGACAGAAAUCCAGACUCUAGUGAUGAUGAAAACAGAAGAUGGCAACAGAGUUAUCCGGGAAGUCAAGGUGACUGCGGCAAUACCGUUCGCAAUUUUGGCAAUGGCACAUUUCAAGUUGCCAGUGGAGGUCUAGAUACAAACGGAUGCCAAUAUGGCAACCAAAAUGAAAACAACGACAACAGAAAUAUGGAAUACGACGGUGACCAGGAUUACGCCGACGGCAAUCAGAAUGAAAAGCUAGCUGGUAAAGGAAACCGCGGUGGUUACAACUACGGUAGUCACAACGAGGGUCAAGCCGGUAGCAGGGGCCAAGCUGGCUUCAGGGGUCAAGCUGGCAACACGGGUGAAGCUGGCUUCAGGGGUCAAGUUGGCAACAGGAGUGAAACUGGCUUCAGGGGUCAAGCUGGCAACAGGGGCGAAGCUGGCUUCAGGGGUCAAGUUGGCAACAGGAGUGAAACUGGCUUCAGGGGUCAAGCUGGCAACAGGGACGAAGCUGGCUUCAGGGGUCAAGUUGGCAACAGAGGUGAAACUGGCUUCAGGAGUCAAGCUGACCACAGGGGCCGAGCUAGUAACAAUGAAGAAAAUGGGGAUGAAAAUCAAGGCCACAAUCGUAGUAUAAACAGAGAUUCACGCAGGAUACCGAACAUUAUGAAUAUAGGAAAUGGCGAAGGAAAUAGGAACACUGUUUAUUUACAUUAGUCUAGGCUAUGGGUCUUUGAAAUGAAAACUCGUGAAAGAUCGUGAUAUGAAAAUUAACCAUGGUUGCCACUUUUCUCGAAUCUGGAAGUAGGUACUAUUUUGAGCCCUUUACUUUAAUGAUAUGGCAAAAAUCGUUUUGAAGUUAUUUGUAACAUCUUAACGUUUAAAGUAUGUUCAUUGUUAUCUUUUCCAAAGUAACAUUCCGUUUCUGAACUCGGCUACAUUUAGUAACAGCAUGUAGCCGACAACUAGGGACUUAAUGCAAAUUAUGAUUUUUUUAAUUAUAUUAUGAUAAUAAUCAAUAACACACUAAUGUAACAGUCAAGUAUUUUUUUAUAAAAGGUGUAAACCAGUAUGAGCUAUGAGCAGCUUUAUAUAAACACUUUAUUAAAUUAAAAUAUUACAAAUUACAAUCGAUUUAAAUACUACAUUCUUAAUAGAACCUUAAGUUACUCUCGUAAUAUUUACAAUGCGGUCAACUCAUACUCACAUUAUAAAAUUAAAAAUUGAUUUCAGAAGGCUUUAAGUACUUAACUGGGUUUUAAGUUUAGAUUAUUAUUAUGAUCUUGUGUCCGUUUUAUCACCCGUUAUAAAUAAUAAAUAAUUAAUAACUA
This is a messenger RNA of Maniola jurtina (meadow brown), 2089 nucleotides long. RefSeq lists its product as uncharacterized. NCBI's taxonomy places the organism in Eukaryota, Metazoa, Arthropoda, Insecta, Lepidoptera, Nymphalidae. The transcript has 8 exons. The coding region runs from base 87 to 1475 and encodes 462 amino acids. The record is from RefSeq and is a predicted model, not a curated record.